Molecule: messenger RNA, 3280 nt
Organism: Syngnathoides biaculeatus (alligator pipefish)
Lineage: Eukaryota; Metazoa; Chordata; Actinopteri; Syngnathiformes; Syngnathidae
Gene: bin3
Product: bridging integrator 3
Exons: 9
Coding region: 340-1101 (253 amino acids)
Biological process (GO): actin cortical patch localization; plasma membrane tubulation; endocytosis
Cellular component (GO): cytoplasm; actin cortical patch
Molecular function (GO): protein binding; lipid binding
Source: RefSeq, a predicted model, not a curated record
UGAUUGUGUGGCCCACAUGCAAGGGGGGGAAAAAAAACCCUCUAGUUUGGGUUUGAAAUAUAACAUUUGUGACUCCAAUCCUGAAGCUUUUCUGACACACAACCAUUUUCAUUUGUGUAACAAAACCUUUAAAAAAACCUACUCGUCUAGUGUUGAUAAUUAAAGGUUAUUUAUUUGGGUCAAGUUACAAGUUUGUGUCGCCGUGCUUCCCUCGGAGGAAAUCCAAGCGGCUGAUCCUCCAACUUCCUUUUCGUUCCCUCGUUGUUUGGCCGAAUGAGAUGCGUCCCAGGGAGGAAAACAGAGUAACUCAAUGAAACUGGAUUAGAAGUCCGCGCAAAUAUGAGCUGGAUUCCCUUCAAGAUCGGGCAGCCAAAGAAGCAAAUUAUCUCCAAAACUGUUGAAAGGGACUUUGAGAGAGAAUAUGACAAGCUCCAGAAGCUGGAGGAUCAGACGAAAAAGCUUCACAAAGACAUGAAGAAGAGCACGGAGGCUGAUUUAGCCAUGUCGAAGGCAGCGGUGAAGAUCUCAGCAGACCUUCUGGGUAACCCGCUAUGUGAGCAGGAUCAGUCUUUCUUCGAGUCCAUGACAGCCUUGGACACAGCCAUGAAGACCAUGGACUCCUUCAACCAGGAGAAGGUCAACCAGAUUCAGAAGACUGUUAUCGACCCUCUGAAAAAGUACAGCGCCGUCUUCCCCAGCCUCAACAUGGCGGUGAAACGCCGCGAGCAGACCCUGCAGGACUACAAGCGCUUGCAGUCCAAAGUGGAGAAGUAUGAGGAGAAAGAGAAAACCGGGCCCGUGAUGGUGAAACUUCACCAGGCCAGAGAGGAGCUGCGACCAGUCCGGGAAGACUUUGAGGCCAAAAACAAGCAGUUGCUGGACGAGAUGCCCAAGUUCUACCACAGCCGCAUCGACUACUUCCAGCCCAGCUUCGAGGCGCUCAUUCGGGCGCAGGUUGUGUACUUCACAGAAAUGUACAAAGUCUUCAGCGAGCUGACGGAACAGAUCGACCAGGCGGGCCUGACCGACGAGCAGAGGCAGAGGGAGAACGAGGCCAAGCUCAACGAGCUGCGCGCCCUCUCCAUCGUGGCCGACGACUGAACGCUUUCGCUCGGAGUCCUCGACGCCGCUCGUUUUGUCCGAUGCCACGUUAACAAAGCCAUCAGCCGAGACCGGUGCACGCUUCUACCGCAUUAAAAUAGCGGCCGUCCUCCUGAUACUCUAAUUAGUUGCCGGGUGCGUCAUUCUGUGAAUGCCUCCUCAAGUCAUCUCCCGUUUCCCCAACAAGAAAGUCGAGUGCCAUUCGAGACAGUGGCCGCUUAUCCACUAGAACUGGGUUGCUGACGCAAACAGCAGCCUCUAACCAGAGUCAUUCAGAUAAAUGCGUUUGCAGAAGGGUUUCAAAGGGGUGGAAAAAUUCUCUGCAAAUAUUCCAAAAUAUUAUAUUCAAAUUCUAUGGGAAAGAAAUGCAGCUGCUGGGGAACUUUAACGAAGGUUUCAUAUUCUAGCAUAACUAUAUAAACACUUUGUUUUGACAUACUUGAAAAGCGAAACCAUUAAACGUGUUGGUUUCAACAGAUGAAUGUGGAAAUACAAUUUUUUUUUUUAAUUGAAUGAUUAAUUCUCAUUGAAGAGCAAAAUCAAAUAUUACUCACCCUGAAAAUCUGGUUGUUUUAGUCUAUAUAAGGCUAAAAUGUAAUUUCCCCAGAGAUAUUUAAAGUUUCAAUUUUUUUUUAUUCAUGAUUUAUUUUUUUAACUUCCUUUUAAUUUCCGUGGAAAUUUUCCAACUGAAAAUUCCACAAAUUCUGGCGCCUUAGUGGAGUGACCUCAGUUCAUCGUCGUGCGGCCAUUUGAACUCUGCUUCGGGUGCUGCGUUUUUGGUUAGCAACAGUGUAAAUGUGCAGCCAUUGCGAUACACACUUGUAUGUUGAGUAUAAUUACUCCAAAUCAUAGAUGCUAUUAUUGUCCCACAGCCUAUGCUCUGACCAUUUGCACUCUGUUGCUACCCAAAUUAGCAGCACCCUAUUGGACGUUCGUUCGUUAGCGUUGUGUGUGCCCACGAUCGUUUUGUUCUGGUGCGAUUCUGGCCUUUCUCCAUAAUAAGCUUUUUAUUUUGUCUUAAACUUCACUCUGUCAGUUGUAAUGUAGGUGGUAAUUUUAUUAUUUUUUUUUUUUACCUGAAGCGUAUCUGUAGUAUGCCACUAUUUGAUGUUCAUUUAUGUAAAGGUAAGCAAACAAUCCCUCUUCCUGUAUAUGGAUCAAUAUGGUUCAAUAUUUUAUAACCCUACCACCACCAAACACCUGACAAGUUUUUAUCGGGUUUCUGUUCCCCUCAUACGUUUCCGUUUUCUUUGAUGUGGAAAGUGUACAUCAGGAAGUCUGUUGCUUCGCCACACUGCAAAAAUCUAGCUUGGCGCUCCCUCUAGUGGCAAGAAACGGACUUGUCUGAAAAGCGUCCAAACUGUCCAAGUGCCGUGAGGACCAAAGACUGUGUAAAAGGUCACAAAUGCUCCUACUUUGUGCUUCACAUCGUCAUAUAAUUGCCUUGUCUUUGACUAAAUGUGUUGUACAUUUUUUUAACUUAAAAUAUUGAUUAAUGAAGGUGUCCAUGUAGCUAAUGAAGGGUUUUUCUUGUUACUAUACUUUGAAGGAGUAAUAGGGACACACUGAAAACAAAAUACCAAGAAUAAGAAAUCAGAAUUACAAGAGAGAACGGGAAAUGUAUGAACUCGAUAUAUUUCACAUUAUACCUUAUAUACUGACUUUUUUUAAACUUUAUUUUAAUAUUGCAGUUUUUGUACUCAUAACUAAUCUUACCUUUUUUAAAAAAUUAUGACUAUGUAAUAAGGAAUUUUUCUCAACUAUUGUUCUCAUAGCCAAACAGUGGUAAUUUUACACUUCUAUGUCACUUUUUGAUUGUAAAAUCACAAUUGUGGUUUUGCAACUUUCCCCACUAAACCAAAUGACCUUAAAUUAACACAUUUUACCCAACUAUUAUUUUGUUAUAGCAACAUAACUGAAAAAAAAAAGAUUCUAGUUCUGUACACUUUUUUUUUUAAAUUUUAUUAGACUAACAACCCCUUCUUUAUUGUAAUAGGUUUUUUUCUUGUAUAUUUGCAUUUUGUAUUCAGUGUGACCGUAAUACUCCCUUGAAACAAUAUAAUUUAUUUUUUACACCCAGGAAGUAGUUUUCACAGAGGGCUUUAUUCCAGUUUGUAAGCAUAAUUUUGGUGACAAUGUUUUUGCGUACAAUCAGCAAAUAAAUGAUCUGAGAACUUCA